AUGGAUGAACAAGAGAGAACUUUAGGGGAAUUGGCUGCACCAUAUGUAAAUCAACAACCACUCUGCAUUACAUAUCCAGCUUUGGAAGUGGGUUUUGAGUUAAAAUCUGGAUUGAUCCAUUUGCUCCCAACUUUUCGUGGUCUUGAGAAUGAAGAUCCUUAUAAGCAUUUGAAGGAAUUCUAUGUGGUGUGUUCAAGCAUGAAACCGCAAGGAGUGACCGAAGAACAAAUCAAAUUACGUGCUUUUCCAUUCUCGCUGACUGAAAAAGCAAAGGAUUGGUUAUUUUAUUUGCCCCCUGGCUCUAUAACCACAUGGACGGAUGAUAAGAGCUUGAAAAUGCUGAGAUUGUUUCUUGAUAAAUUUUUCCCUGCAUCACGAGCUGCUGGUAUUAGAGGGGAUAUAUGUGGAAUUAAACAGAAAGAUACAGAGACCCUUCAUGAGUAUUGGGAAAGAUUUAAGCAACUCUGUGCAAGCUGUACACAACAUGGAAUUUCUGAAUAGCUCCUCAUUCAAUAUAUAUAAGAAGGACUCCUACCCAUGGAAAGGAAGAUGAUGGAUGCAGCGAGUGGAGGUGCCAUAGUGAACAAAACUCCUCGUGACACUAGAGAUUUGAUCUCCAUCAUGGCCGCUAACUCACAACAAUUUGGAUUCAGGCAGGAUACAUCUCCAAUAAGGGUGAAUGAGUUAGCUGUGGGAAAUAUGCAACAAGUGAAAACUUGUGGAAUUUGUGCUACCAUCGGUCAUCCAACUGACAUGUGCCCCACACUUCGAGAUGAUUCCUAUGAGUAUGCCAAUCCUAGACCACCUACUCCACCACCACAACAAACCUCCACAGGUUCAGAUAUGUCUCUAGAAGAAAUUGUUAAAUCACUUGCAACUAACAUGCAACAAUUUCAACAGGAGACAAGAACAAGCAUUCAGCAACUGGAGAAUCAAAUGAGUCAACUAGCAUCAUCUAUGAGCAGAUUGGAAUCUCAAGGUAAAUUGCCCUCACAAACUGUUGUUAACCCAAAACAAAAUGCUAGUGUAGUUACCUUGAGAAGCGGGAAGGAUUUGAAGGAACCUAGUAAGGCAACAGGUGGAGAAGAAAUGGAAAAAGAAGUAGUUGCUCCUCAACCUCAAACUGACCAGCCUAGAGGACUCGAUAGUGAACAACCAAAGGCAUUGGUGACAAAUCCUCCCCUUCCUACUAGAUUGACUAAAUCUAACAAAGAAGAGGAAGAGAAGGAAAUUCUUGAAACUUUUCGCAAGGUUGAGGUAAAUAUUCCCUUACUUGAUGCAAUCAAACAAGUGCCUCGAUAUGCUAAAUUUCUCAAGGAGUUGUGCACCAACAAGAGGAAGUUGAAAGGUAAUGAAAAGAUAAGUAUGGGGGAAAAUGUUUCAGCCCUCCUCUAGAAAAAAUUGCCUCUGAAAUGCAAAGACCUAGGUAUGUUUACUAUCCCUUGCAAACUAGGUGAUGUUAAGAUUGAGAAAGCAAUGCUAGAUCUAGUAGCUUCAAUAAAUGUCAUGCCUCUCUCUAUUUAUUCAUCUUUGAAUAUUGGUCCAUUAAAAGAAACAGGUGUGAUUAUUCAACUUGCUGAUAGAUCUAAUGUAUAUCUUGAAGGAGUCGUGAAGGAUGUCUUAGUACAAGUUAAUGGAUUGGUCUUUCCUGCUGAUUUUUAUGUUCUUGACAUGGAAGAAGAUGACUCUUCUAAUUCAACACUAAUGUUAUUAGGAAGGCCAUUUCUAAAAACAUCCAGGACAAAAAUUGAUGUGCAUGAUGGUACACUCACCAUGGAAUUUGAUGGUGAAAUUAUUAAAUUCAAUAUUUAUGACGCCAUGAGGUACCCUAAUGAUGUGUCUUCUGUUUUUGUUAUGGAUGUUAUUGACCCGUUGGUGCAGGAAAUCACCAACGAACAAAGGACAUUACAAUUGCAAGAGUUGAAGGAAAUCCGCAAUGAUGCCUAUGAAAGCUCGAGAAUAUAUAAAGAAAAGACUAAAGCCUUUCAUGAUCAACUGAUUUCUAGGAAAAAAAUUUCUAUUGGUCGGAAAGUUUUACUUUAUCACUCUAGACUGAAGUUAUUUCCUAGUAAAUUGCGUUCUAGAUGGGUAGGUCCUUUUAUUGUUACUAAAGCAUUUCCUCAUGGUGCAGUUGAAAUACAAAGUUCGGAUACAGGUAAAACUUUUAAGGUCAAUGGGAAUCGUUUGAAACCUUUUUAUGAAGGUUUUCAAGUGUAUAAUGUUGAUUAA
Pistacia vera is the source of this 2229-nucleotide messenger RNA. RefSeq lists its product as uncharacterized. The record is from RefSeq and is a predicted model, not a curated record. Lineage: Eukaryota; Viridiplantae; Streptophyta; Magnoliopsida; Sapindales; Anacardiaceae. The transcript is spliced from 4 exons.